AUGAAACGAACCAGAGAAAUUAGUUUGUUAAAACAAGAGGAAUCUAAUAACCAAGAAAUCUUAUCAAAUAUAAUAACAAAAAUCUGCGAAAUAGAGGUAGAUAAGGAAUCGGUAGAAGAUUUUGUUGCUUCACACCAAAUAAAAGGAAUAGACAAACUCUUACCGCUCCUACAAAAAUUACUCACCGGAUGAAGCCUCGUCCCAAAAUGGAAAUAAAAUAGACCUAAAAGUCAAAAAAAAAAGCCACAGACUCACAUUAUUAACCUCUAAACUCCCCUAUCUCCACAGCGAGAUCCUAGACUUCCGAAAUUCCUCCCCUAACCUCACAAAACUGACCCCCAAACUUUCCACCCACCUGUGCUCCUCCCUCCCCCACAUCCUCUCCGAAGUCAGUAUCUUCAAAUGGACACUCAACGGUCACCACCUCUCCAAAAUAAUAUCCCAGUCAAAAUGUCUCAAACUGUACAUUUCCCUCUGCUCGAUUAAUUUAAAGACUCUUUGUUUUAGAGAAGAUGUUGACUGGGGGAUUGCAACUUUGGUUUUUGAGUACUGAAGUCUAGCCAGGGUCUCUACCACAGAGCAAGAAUCAGCAAUGACUCUGUUGUUUCAGGCGAUUUCUGAGUGAGGGCUGAAGAAGAGCUUAAGGAAUUUACAUGUGAUUUAUUGAUGUGAAGAGAGAGAAGAGAUUAAGAAGCAAGCUGUGCUGUUUGGACUGAAGGGGAUAUUGAGUUGUUAUUAAGCAAGUUGUAGGAAA
Moneuplotes crassus is the source of this 754-nucleotide messenger RNA. The record is from the annotation of a GenBank genome assembly. Lineage: Eukaryota; Ciliophora; Spirotrichea; Euplotida; Euplotidae.